GUGAAGGAUGGCUGUCCCACCACCCUCCCACUAGAGUCAAUUAUCGCCAAUUCAUCGGGAUACGAGAUCGACAAUUUUAUCCAUCACCACGCGCUCCUUUGAACCCCUCUUACCGACGCAGACAGGAUAUCACAGCAGGAAAAUGACGGACGCCGAACCCCUCUACGUCUACAAGCUCGUUCCGUCUACAGCUCCGGUCCGGGAACCUCUCCCCGAACGGCUGCCGGUUAGCGAGCUCGAUGAGAAUUCGGGAUUCGUCCACCUCUCCACAGCAUUCCAGAUACCAAAUACCCUCAAGUUCUUCUUCAAGGACGAGCCGCUUGUCUACGUGCUCCGGAUUCCGUUCGAACGGGUAGCCAGCGAGAUCCGAUGGGAAAACCCCGAGGGGACUGUAUGCGGACCGCGACCGAAAGAGGGCUUGUUUCCGCAUCUGUACAAUGACCUCAAGUUGGGUAAAGAUGAGGUAGAAACCGUUGCGAUAUGGAAGAAUGAGGAAGGCUGGGAUAAAGCGCUCGUACAGGCCAAGCCGUGGCUUCUGUAUUGAUCGCCUUACGCAUUACGGCAGUAUUCAGAGCUAUGAUACAUGUACAUAUUCUCUCAUAAAAUUUCCCAGAGAUAUGUUCUGGAGCGAGCAAGUGACGAUGGAAAAUGCAUAUUUGCCUUGGCGGCAUGCUGAC
This is a messenger RNA of Aspergillus sclerotioniger CBS 115572, 677 nucleotides long. Its product is annotated as DUF952 domain-containing protein. The record is from RefSeq and is a predicted model, not a curated record. Bases 143 to 544 code for a protein of 133 amino acids. NCBI's taxonomy places the organism in Eukaryota, Fungi, Ascomycota, Eurotiomycetes, Eurotiales, Aspergillaceae. The transcript is spliced from 2 exons.